Molecule: messenger RNA, 3450 nt
Organism: Olea europaea var. sylvestris
Lineage: Eukaryota; Viridiplantae; Streptophyta; Magnoliopsida; Lamiales; Oleaceae
Product: protein PHOTOPERIOD-INDEPENDENT EARLY FLOWERING 1-like
Exons: 11
Cellular component (GO): Swr1 complex
Molecular function (GO): ATP hydrolysis activity; ATP-dependent chromatin remodeler activity; histone binding
Source: RefSeq, a predicted model, not a curated record
UUAUCAAAGAAAAUAGGCCAGAGAAUGUUAUACCUCGAGCAAUUGAGGUAAAGGAAGAUAAUGUCAAUUUACCUGGAGCAAAUGAGGCUAGACAAGAGAAUGGUGAGUUACCUGGAGCUACUGAGGCAAGAGAAGACAAAGACCACUCUCCUGAAGCAAGAGAUGAUAAUGGAAAAAAGGAAGAUAUUAUUUCUGUAUGUAAGCUUGACAGAAGCAGCCUACCUGCAAUACCUGGUCGUCGUUGUGUUGAAAGUAAUGGCAGUUUUGCUAUUUCCAAUAAUCAUUUUUCGAAAGUGGAGACACGGAAAAUCAGAAAUCGAUCAAAGAAAUUUCACAGUUCAAGGAAAAAGCACAUGUUAGAUGACUUGAAUGAUGAACAAGAUGAUGAUGAUUUCGUACUUUCCACUGGAGAAAAAAGGGAUUUUGAUACGGAUGAUGAAACAACCCUGUUAGAGGAGGAGGAACUAGCGAAAGCAGAAUCAGAUGACACUGUGGAUGAGAUUGCUCUGCUGCAAAGGGAAAGUGAAAUUCCUAUGCAUGAGCUGCUUGCAAGGUAUAAAAAGGAACGUGACACUUAUGAUAUGGAUGUUGACUCAGAAUCUUCACGUGCUUCUGCUUCUGAGGAAUCUGUGGCUUCACCAGUGCAGGGGAAUUCUGAAUGUAAGCAGCCUGGUGAUAAAGCUAAUGAAUUUCAGCCUGACAUGUGUUGCCAUGGAGAAUACAAAAUUGAAUAUAUUGGGAAAUCUGGAGAUGAUAAGCAGAGUGAUAAUAUUAUUGCUGAAGCAGCUGCUGUCGCCAGGUCAGCACAACCAACGGGUAACACAUUCUCAACAACAAAAGUGCGGACUAAGUUCCCUUUUCUUAUCAAGUAUCCUCUCCGUGAGUAUCAACAUAUUGGCUUGGAUUGGCUAGUAACAAUGUACGAGAAGAGACUUAAUGGGAUUCUUGCUGAUGAAAUGGGUUUAGGGAAAACAAUCAUGACAAUUGCUCUGCUUGCUCAUUUAGCGUGUGAGAAAGGAAUGUGGGGCCCCCAUCUGAUUAUCGUCCCAACCAGUGUCAUGCUCAACUGGGAAACCGAGUUUCUUAAAUGGUGUCCAGCUUUUAAAAUAUUGACCUAUUUUGGAAGUGCAAAAGAGAGAAAAAUAAAGAGGCAAGGGUGGUUGAAACUGAAUUCUUUUCAUGUUUGCAUAACGACUUACAGGCUUGUGAUUCAGGAUUCAAAAGUUUUCAAGAGGAAGAAGUGGAAUGUAUCCAAGUUUGCUAGUGCAGCAAUAGUUGCUCUUCAUGAUGUAAUGAGAUGGAACAGGAAUGACGUGUCUGUGGUUCCAAAACCCAAGUCGAAGAAAACUAAAAAAGCCAAGUUCAAAUCUUUAAAGAAAGGAGCUCUAGCUUCUAAAACAAAAUUUGUAAAAGAAAAAUCAUGGGUAGAACCAAUGUCAAUAGAUGAUGAAAUCAUUGAUGAUGAGACGUCAACCUCCUCAGAUGCAGUUUUCCCUUGCUCUGCUGGGGAGAAGAAACGUAAGCCGGCAUCAGAUGAUGAUGAACAGAAGAAUACAAGAAGGUCCAAAAAAUUGAAGAAGGCUUCUGAUGUAUCCCCUAUUAUCCAUUCUAAAUUUCCUGGCAAGAAGCAGAAUGGACCUAAAGACUUGCAGCUAUAUAAAAAUAUUGGUGAUGUUGAAUCCAAGCCAACAAGCAAGAGCAAGAUGGGGGCGAAACUUUCAAUUUCUGUCAUGUCUCAGAAACAGGUUUUCACAAUAAAACCAGAGAAGUUAAAAAGGAAAGGGAACAUUUGGUUUAAAGAUUGUUUCCCUUCACCUGACUUUUGGUCGUCACAGGAAGAUGCUACGUUGUGUGCUAUUGUCCAUGAGUAUGGCCCAAAUUGGAGCUUAGCAAGUGAAAUCUUGUAUGGAAUGACUGCUGGUGGGUCUUACAGGGGAAGAUUUCGUCAUCCAGUCCAUUGUUGUGAGAGGUUUAGGGAACUCAUCCAAAAAUACAUUUUGUCUGGCACUAAUGCUCCACAUAAUGACAAAGCCGGCAAUACUGGCUCUGGGAAGGCUCUUCUUAAAGUAACUGAGGACAACAUUAGGAUGUUGCUUGGCCUUGCUUCUGAAACUCCUGCUCACGAAUCACUUGUUCAAAAGCAUUUUUUUGCCUUGCUUUCUUCUACCUGGAGGGUUUUAUCCAGCCAUAGCCACAAACUAAGCUCAUUAAUUUCCCAGAGUGGAUUUUAUUCUUCUGACCAAUUGUUAGCUUCUACAGUUGAGCAUUUAUCUCACAAAUCUUUGAGGAAACCAUCAGAAAAUAUGAGUUUGACUAAUUUGCAUCAGUGUCGCAAGUUAGUAGCUGCUGCCCUUAAAGGUGACUGCAGUAUGCAAAAUGCUGAUGGAGCCUCCAAUGUUAACCAAAAGGAGGAACCAUUGAUGGUAAAUGAGCAGUUGGAUAUUACCCUUGAACUUCAAGGGGAAAGGGACGAGGCAAUGCCCCUGCCGUCUGUCAUAAGACUUUCUAUAAAUGGCCCUGACACUUCCCCAUCUUUUAAGGGACAUGCAGGAGCAGAUCAUCAUUUUAAAUCUUCCCAGCAUAUGGUUGAAAACAGAUUCAGGGAUGUGUCAGGAACUUGUCUUGAAAGUUCUGUAGGGCAGGGAUCAGUGGCUUUUCCCACCGGCGAUGCCAGUUCUGCUGCUCAAAUGAAAUCACCGUAUUUAGGGAAACACAAACACCCCGUUUCUGAUUCAACCAAGCCUUCUAAAUCAAAACACAGAAAAAUUGCCGUAGAUGCUACUGAUGUGCAGCAGAUAACUGCUGGUACGGUAUUUGAACCAAUGGUGAAGCUGCCUGCUGCCUUAGAUGUGACGCUUGAUGGAGUGUCCUCCUCCUACAUGCCAGGAGCCGAGACACUUUCUUUUGACAAUAAUUGUGUGUGUGACAUGGAUGGUGAAGUGGUUCCAACCCUGGACGGUUUAGGGAUGGUUCCAUUCGACUUUGGACCUAAUCUAAUAUCUGGACUAGAUGAUUGGUCGACCUUACCUGAAUUUACUGAUAUUGGGUAAACAGUGGAUAUUAAAACGUGAAUUGACUUAAGGGUUGGGAGCAGCCACAAGUUAUGGUGGCCCAUCUCAUUGGGAGAGGACUCCCGAGGGAUGAAAGUAUUUCCGACAGAUGCAGAACGUGCUCUCGGGGAAUGGUUGCAUAGAAGAGAGAUUUAUUUGGGUACUGAUCGACGGCCUAUACGUAGGAUUUCGUCGUUUUGGAGGCGGAUCCGAGCUCAUGUCUGAGAGGGGGAUAGACUGUAUCUCACAUAUGGCAUGUUUAUUACGCUGACUGGACAGUACUAGAUAGAAUUAAAAAUGAUGAACAAGUUGAAAAUUUUGUUCCUUGUGCGAUGCAAUAUUGUUCAAUACUAUGUACAACCAAGUUGAUAGAGUUCUGGUGUAGGUUUUCUUGUAACCA